AUGGUGCGCGCGGCCAAGAGACGCAAAAGCAAUUACUCUACAAGUAAUUCCCUGGAUGUGCUCAAUAACACGCAGCCUCGAAGGCACACCACCCACAAUGAGGAGAGGGCGGACAUAUGGGAAAUUGCUACAACACCCCCUUUAGAAACUCGCUCGAUGAAAGGCUAUUCAAUUCGAAACUCGCAGGGCAGGUUUGCGAAAGAAAAGUCCAACGACAAUCAACAUACAUCCGCGUCCUCUCCGGAGCCCGACCAAGAGCAACCCGAGCCGUCUCCCGUGCAUGAUCAAGAACAGUCAGAGCCAUCUACUGAGCCUGACCAAGAGCAACCCAAUUCAAUCCCCGUGAACGAGCCAGAGUUAUAUCCAGAACCCAACGAAGAGCAACCAAAGUCACCCCCCGAGGAUUCUCAAAGCCAGGAGAGUCAGGGUGUAAAGGAGGAGGACGAAUCUCAAGAAGAGUACGAAUCUCAAGAAGAGUACGAAUCUCAAGAAGAGUACGAAUCUCAAGAAGAGUACGAAUCUCAAGAAGAGUACGAAUCUCAAGAAGAGUACGAAUCUCAAGAAGAGUACGGAUCUCAAGAUAGAGAAGAGGAUAAUCAUAAUGACGAGGAAGAGGAAUACCAAGAUGACAGGCAAGCAGAAGGCCAAGACGAAGAGGAAGAGGGAGAGGAAGAGGAAAGUUACGGCAGCACACCUCAGCCAGAAGCCCCCCUGUAUGUCGCUCAAAAAGUGGCAAGGCGGGGCUCACGACAUAGAGAUGUCAGUUCUCCAACUUCCAGUAAUGGAUCAUAUAUGACACUGCCCAUGGCUCGGCCAGGCAGGAGGCGUAGGGGGCCUCGAAUAGUGGAACUGCCAAAUUAUCAGGGCCUUGCCGAGCCAGAUCCCGAUUUGAAAGAAUGGCUGGUGAAAACGGUUCAAAACACCCGUUCGAGUGAAGACUGGAUGGUUUUUUUGGGGCGCGCCUUCGAAUUGACGGACUACGUCCUUGGCCCUAUGCCAACAUCGUUCAAAGAUGCUCUCGAUUUCAUCGUGAGCUGGGGGAAUCUCUACAGGGACCUUGACGAUCUCCCAGCAGACCUGGAAAAGAAAGUCUCCAAUCUCCGCGCUGCUACAUUUACGGAGAUUAAAGCCAUCCUGAACUUCGCAGAGCUAUCGCCCCUCGAAUAUGACCCCGACUUGGCAGGCCAAUUGGUUGUUGAUUUUGAGGGCUAUUUGCUACCUCAUAUGGCCAUCUUGGUCAUUCUGAGCUUUAGGGCGUAUAAUCGGGUCGGCCAAUCAGCCUCCAAGGCCUUUGAAGAUAGCCUUGGGAUUCUGGUUGAUUGCUCAGAACGCAUUGAUGCCCUUCGAGGCUAUGUUUCAUCUGAUCUUAAGCGACAACGGUCCUGGCGCUUGGGAAUCCGGGCAAAACAUUUCAAGCAAGCACUAAAGGCGGGCCAGAUGAGAAUUUUCUUACCUGCGGGCGCACAGAUACUUGAGGCAAUGAAACCUCGAGUGAUGAACGGAUGGACACAGUCUGAAGAAACUUGGUUUCGUGACGCUUGGGAACAGUUUGAAUCAAUAUAUCCAAAUGAGCGCUUUAUAUUAAUCAAGACGAACUUUGCUGAUCAAUUCUUGCGGCAUACUAUGAGUGAUAUGAGGCGCAAGGCUCGCGAGCUUGGCUUGGAAUAG
Penicillium odoratum is the source of this 1668-nucleotide messenger RNA. RefSeq lists its product as uncharacterized. NCBI's taxonomy places the organism in Eukaryota, Fungi, Ascomycota, Eurotiomycetes, Eurotiales, Aspergillaceae. The transcript has 2 exons. Bases 1 to 1668 code for a protein of 555 amino acids. The record is from RefSeq and is a predicted model, not a curated record.